CACAUUCGCACUUUCGCACAGCACACCGCAGUCCUAGAACUUACUCAUGCAGCUUACAUUAGAUGUUUCCGAGAAUUUCUCAAGGGUGCAAACUAAAGGUACCGGCUGCUGCUGAACGUUGAGUGUAUACUUACUUACAAAACAGCAAUGCCCUAAAUUUCAUUGCCAUCAGCCAGAUGCUCUGUGAAGUUAACCUCGACGCCACGGAAAAGAAGUUGCGGAUUGGCCGUUUUAUUGUCAUUACACUGGAAAAUGCCCCCAAAGUGCAAAUUCCAAGAAGGUGAAAAAGUCUUGUGCUUUCAUGGUCCACUUAUUUAUGAAGCCAAGUGCUUGAAGUCCUCCUUUUCAAAAGAAGAUAAACAGAUCAAAUAUUACAUUCAUUACGCCGGCUGGAGUAAAAAUUGGGAUGAAUGGGUACCAGAGGAUAGAGUAUUGAAGUACAACGACUUCAACGUGCAAAAGCAAAAGGAGGUGCAAAAAGUGCAUGAUCACCAGAUAAUCAACAAACCAAGAAAAAGUAGUGGCUCGUUGAAGGUUCACGGACGAAAAAGCGAAGGCAGUAGGGAUAAAGAAAGGGAGAGUAAUAGUAGAGCGAGCACACCUGUAGCAAUUUUGGAAAGAACUCCAAGCCGGGCUAGUAAGUCUGGAAGUGCACUGACACCAACGUCCUCAAGCGAUUCACCACUGGAGGCACCACGCAAAAAACGAGGGCGACCAGAGCCUUCGGAUGAUACAGAAGAAUACUCUGUCAAGUCAGAAAUAAAAAUUUCAAUUCCUAAUGGUUUAAAAUGCCACCUCAUAGAUGAACGUGAUGUUAUAACAAAGCAAAAGAAAUUGCCUUCUCUACCCAUGAGUGUCACUGUUGACAAGAUUUUAAAUGAUUAUGUAGAAGCAGUUAAUAGCGGAAAAGUCAAUGGACUGAACAAAGAAAGCGCUGUAGAAGUAUCUAAAGGAAUCAAAGAAUAUUUUAACGUUUCAAUAAACUUGCGACUCUUAUAUGCUUGGGAAAAACCUCAGUUUGAAGAAAUGGUUCCAGAAGAUUCUGAAAUUUCACCUAGUAGUUUAUAUGGACCAUAUCAUUUACUCAGAUUAUUUGUAAAACUUGGAGAAAUGCUGUCUUAUACAUCACUAGAUGACAAGAGCAUUCAACUUUUAUUGACACACUUUGAUCACUUUUUACAAUAUUUACAAAGUAACAGUGCAAGUCUUUUCAAUUUGCAAGAUUACAAAGAUCCGUUACCGGAAUAUGACAAAAAAAUGGCAAAAUAUGUAAGCAAUAAUACGGAAAACACAAGCUAGAAUUUUAUAUCUUCAUGUCUGGGAAAAGAUUGGUUUCAAUUAAUGAAAAGUUUACAGGUAUUACUUCAAAAGCUAUCAUUUAUUAAAAACAGCUAAAUUCCUCGGCUUUAAAUUUAUGAUCUCAUGAGCGUGUCAUGUAGGUCUGCUGCGGCGGACAAGUACACUAAUAAAGUGUACAAGACAAACAAAAAUAUACUCUAAAAACUUUAAUUCAAUUGAAAUCACAACGUUCAAGCAGCCCACUGUUUUAUCAACAGUAGCUACAUUUUUUAAAUAUAUUUUUCACGAUACUCAUAUUGAUUUUGUAUUCUUUUGUAAUUUUUUUCAUAUCGAAC
Messenger RNA from Copidosoma floridanum, 1634 nucleotides. It is a transcript of the gene MRG15, whose product is annotated as mortality factor 4-like. The record is from RefSeq and is a predicted model, not a curated record. Gene Ontology annotation, cellular component: NuA4 histone acetyltransferase complex; nucleus. Lineage: Eukaryota; Metazoa; Arthropoda; Insecta; Hymenoptera; Encyrtidae. Gene Ontology annotation, biological process: chromatin organization; regulation of DNA-templated transcription.